Ipomoea triloba (trilobed morning glory) is the source of this 3214-nucleotide messenger RNA. RefSeq names its product putative late blight resistance protein homolog R1B-16. The record is from RefSeq and is a predicted model, not a curated record. Gene Ontology annotation, biological process: defense response to other organism; protein folding. NCBI's taxonomy places the organism in Eukaryota, Viridiplantae, Streptophyta, Magnoliopsida, Solanales, Convolvulaceae. The transcript has 2 exons. Bases 153 to 2855 code for a protein of 900 amino acids. Gene Ontology annotation, molecular function: alpha-tubulin binding; ADP binding.
UCGCAUUGACCAGUUCAACACCCUCAAAAGUGAAUACUGAAUAGCGGAGAAAGAGAAAUAGUGUAUAUCAGAUUAUCAGAUCACUGCAGUUUACAAACACAGAAGAAAUAAGAUACAGCAGAUCGAUCGAGGAAAUUAAGAUCGAGUAAGCCAUGGCCUGGUUCGCCGUGUCUUCACUGAUGCGAACGGUAGAGCUUGAGUUCUUAUCACCCAACCCACAUGUUGUUCUUGACGACACAAACGCAGCGGAAGCACUCCAUGGAAGGCUACGUGAGUUGGUUGACUUUCUUGAGAAAUCUGAGAAUCAAUUCAACGCUGAAGACGUGGCGAUGCAAGACUGGAAAGCAAGGCUUAAAGAUGUUGCCCUGAGAAUAGAAGAUGAAAUUGAAUCAAAAGUAAUUGAUAGUUAUAGCGGAGGGCAGAGUACGAGUACUAUUGCUGAAAGCUUUCAUUCCACCUUGGAAUAUGCAAUUGAAGAGUUGACAAAGUGUGUGAAGGAAGAUUUGCAAGUGAAUGAUAGUCUUUCAUCGAGGGAAAGGAUUGAAAGUAGUAGUAGUUCCUCCCUUCCCACAGCCUCAAAGCUUCAGAGCACAAUGGUAGGGCGCACUGCUGAAUUGGAACGUAUCAAACGGUUGCUCCUUAAAGACAAAUCUGAAGAAAGACUGGUUGUAACAGUCGUUGGCAUGGCAGGAAUAGGUAAGACAACUUUUGCUCAAAGCUUGUACCAAGAUCCAUUAGUUAAAUCUCAUUUUGAUGUUCUUGCCUGGGCAACCGUGUCUACGUCUGCAACAUAUGACAGAUGUAGAAUGUUUCGUGAGCUUUUGUUGUGUAUUAAGCCAAAAGAGAAGGAAUUCAUCCAUCAAGUCAACCACGACGACCUACCUGACCUAGUACGUAGAUGGUUACUUGGUCAUAGGUAUCUGGUUGUUUUAGAUGACAUAUGGGACAAUAACCAAUGGGACGAAAUUAUAAGGUCAUUUCCAGAAGGGUGUAAUAGGAGUAGAAUAUUGUUGACCACUCGACAUGAUGAAGUGGCCAUGUACGCAAGAUCGUAUACUUACUGUUCUCUAAAUGUGCCUUUUUUAAAUUCAGAAGAAAGUUGGGAUUUAUUUCUCCAAAAGAUUCAUCAUGCAAGAUUGAGCUCAGAAGUCGAGGCAAUAUGGAGACACAUUGUCAAUUAUUUCAAGGGAUUGCCUUUUACAAUUGUUAUAGCUGCUGGACUUGCACGAGCAAUCAAUGAGUCACUAUGGAUUUCCAAGGAGAUUGAUAGAAUAUUUUAUGAAAGGAUGUGUUUUGAUCUUGUUCAAGAUAUUUCAAAAAUACUUAUUUUGAGUUAUAACAACUUGCCUAACUUUUUGAAGAUUUGUUUUUUAUAUUUGGGAAUUUUUCCUGAAAGUAUUAAUAUUCCGGUGAAAAAGCUUAUCAAAUUAUGUAUAGCAGAAGGGUUUGUGAAGGUAGAAGGUCAAAGGAGCUUAGAAGAAGUUGCUGAGGGUUUUCUAAAAGAUCUUGUAUCUAGGAAUUUAGUUUUGAUUGACAAAAUUAGCUUAGAUGGCAAGAUUAAGACAUGUAAGGUGCAUGGCAUAGUACAUGACUUUUGUAAGAGGAAAGCAAUGGAGGAGGACCUCUUACAUGUUGUAGAUGGACAUUUUGGUCACUUACAUACUUAUCAUUGGGUAAGUAUUGAAACGAUGAAUGUUUCACCUGAUGAUAUCUCCAAUAGAUCUCGAUCCAUUUUAUCUGUUUGUCAUAAUAGAGUUGAUUGGUUUACAAAUUUCAAGAUGUUGAGAGUAUUGGAUUUAAGUAGUAUUUUCUGCCGUGGAUUGGAUUUGAUUUGUGAUGGUCUAGUUCUUUUGAGAUACUUGGCUCUGACAAUAGACAUUGUAUACGGAGGAGUAGUUGAAAUGAGGAUAUUGGAAAAGAGCUUUAAUCUACAAAUUCUUGUGCUUCUGACAUUAGAAGAAAGACAGAAGAGUUUUCCAAUCAAACUAUCUCAAAUUUGGAUGCCAAUGUUGAGGCAUCUACAAUUUAGUACGGUGCUUAUGCUCGAUCCUCCGAGUGCUGUUCAAGAGUCCUUGCAAACAAUUUAUUGGUUACGCCCUUCCCAAUGCACAAAGAAUGUAUUUUCGAGAAUUCCAAAUGUAAAAGUGAUGGGAAUUUUCGUACCGUGGAGGUGGGAGGAAAUUGUAGUAGUUGUUUCCCCUUUGUUGGAUGAUCUUAUAAAUUUACGGAAGCUUGAGAAACUAAAAAUUAAUAGCCAUCUCGAUGAUCCUAUUAUACUCCCAGAUGCAAGUGCUUUUCCAGAAAAACUCAAAAUGUUGACAUUGAAGGGAACUUUGGUGCCAUGGGAUGCUAUGGAAGUUGUUUGUAUGUUGCCCAAUCUUGAGGUUCUAAAACUUAAGUCUGGAGCUUGUAUAGGACAACAUUGGAAACUCUCUGGAGAUUGGUUUCCUAAAUUAAAAUCACUGCUCAUUCAAGAAAUAAUGGAGUUGAAGCAGUGGACAGCUACUGACGGUGCUUUCCCUAUCCUAGAGCGUCUCAUCAUUAAACAUUGUCUUCGUUUGAAGAAUAUCCCUUCCACUUUUGAUGAACUAUACAGUUUGCAAUUAAUUGAGUUGCACGGUUGUCAUUCUUUGCUUGUUCAUUCUGCCAACCAAAUUCAGCAACAGCAGGAGGAGUUAUUAGGAAAUGAUGGGCUUGUUGUUCACAACUUCAAUACUCAGCUGAAGUACAAGGCAAAUUAUCAUGAUUCCAGCUACUUUGCAAGGCAAGUUCAAGAGGAAGAGGAUUCUAAGCUCACCAAUGAUGACUUCUUUAAUUGCUUUGAAGAUGACUUCGACAACAAUGACAUCAAUUGAAACAAUCUUCUCUAUUUCUUAGCUCCCUGCCUACUGCCCAUAUCAAAUAAAAAUCUUAUGGUUUACUAUUUUUGCUAUAAUUUAUGUUUAAAAAAAACUUCUUUAGUUGCAUAUUUUGGGUGUGUUGACCUCCUUCCUUUUUCUUUGAGUAUAGCACUUUGAAUUUGGUAUGAGAAAUUGUUUCAUUGGGGAGUGGAAUUGCUUAAAAUAAGUGUAGGGAUGAGCUAAGCUUGAUUUUUUAAUAUUGUUUCUUUGUGUGGUCUUGUAUGAAUUAUAUUUGAUAAACUUCUACAUGUUUAUUCACUAAAUAUUUCAGACUUGUUUUUAAUUAAUACCAUGUGAAUCGAAGGUUAUAUACA